GUCACUGCUUUUAGAUCCUAUAGUGAAAUAUAACUUACUUAUAACUGUAAACUAGUGUUAUUAAUUGUAAAUACAAUAUACUUUUAAAUGAUAAUAAUACGGACAUCAAUCUGGUUGUGUGAAAAGGACCGAUAUUGCCGAAAUUAAAUAAAUAAAAUGGCCUCUAACUUUUAGAGGACUAUUGAUACAGGAUCGGAUUCAAGUCCUGAUUACACGUGCAGUAUUUGUUCGGAUGGUUUUAAUUUGAUAGAAGCCACGUUUUAUUGUCAACGCUGCUUGAAAUGUUAUUGUGAAAAGUGCCUUAAAUUGCACAAUGUACGGAACAUAAAACAUCCGGUUUUUGGCAGAGAAUACAUGGAAAAGUGGCCGGUGGUCAAGACAAAAGAAGACAUUUUAGAAGAAUGCUUAGAACAUCCUGGUCACAAAUUACAAAUGUUUUGUGAAAACCACAACCAGUUAUGUUAUUAUAACUGUGUAGAUAAAAAUCACAGGUUAGCAGGGUUUUAUUCAUAAUCAAAAUAAUAUUGCGAAUGAAAAAGGUAACAUUAUUUUUAAAAGUUUCUAUGCUGCGUUUGGGCUUUAAUACUAAAAUAUGGGAGCUAUAUACUAUUGUUUAGUCAUAAUCAUAUUAAACACAUUUCAUAUGUAUUUUUUUCUUCAUUGCAGUAGCUGCGUACAUAUGUUGGGUCUUACUGAAAAAGCACAUGACAUGCGAUUUGAGGAAGAAUUGGAACAUGUGCGCUCUGAUCUUAUCAUGCAACAACUCGAUUUCGCGCAACAGGUGGAAAACAAAGAAGCAUAUAUUAAGCUAUUGGAGGAGGCUUACGACAACUCUAUGGAUACAAUAAAGGAUUAUUAUAACCGUCUGCUUUAUCGUUUGCAUUCACUCGAAGAGCAAACAAUCGAACUGUUGAACUCCAUGUUGAGCAAGAUGAAAACAGAUCUUCAAUCUGAUAUUCAACGGUUUAGGAAGUCAAAUGAAGACCUAAAACGAUUUCAAGAAACGGUUGUUGAUUUAAGUAAAGAACGAGAAGACUUGUCGUGUAUUGCAUAUUUUAAAUCUAAACACAUGUUGUCUGAAUUUGACAAGAUGGUUAAACAGUAUUCUUCUGAGAAAGACAAGAUAAUAACAUUUGAUUCCGAUUUAGAAAUUGAUAAACAGAUCUCCAGCAUAACGUGUUUAGGUAAUUUUAAGCCUGUUCCAAUUUACGCCAGUGUAUCGACAAAUUAUUUAAAACUGCCCAAAACUCUACAAUCACGCGAAAAACCUAAUAUCAAAGUUGAUAAUGAUAGAUUUGAUUGCCGUGUAUCUGGCAUAAGUGAAAUGCCCGAUGGAACUUUUAUUAUUGUGGACGAAAGUAACAAAAAACUGAAGUUUCUGAACAAAGAUUUUGAAAUAAUAUCAUACACCGAUCUUCACGAAACACCAGCCGAUGUAUGUCGUAUAUCUCAAAGUGGAGUGGCUGUGGUAUUCAAAGGCGAUGACAGUUCGGGAAUCCAUUUCGUCAAUGUGAAAGGCGAAGACAAAUUAAUUAUAACCAAGACUCGCUACGUACAACAUCUUUGUUUUGGGAUUUGCUUCUCGCAAGGCAAUCUGUUGGUUACCUCUGACACUGCUUUAUAUGUUUAUAACCUGGACUGCAAAUUGGAGAGAUUAUUAUACAAAGAUGAAUCUGCUGAACAAAAUGUGUUCAAGUGUGCAGCGCAUCCGGAUGGGACCAAAUUGUACGUAACAAAUUUCGCGCAGCACAAACUUCUCGUGCUGGCAAUGGACGGUGCAGUGCUGGCAACGAUCACUCACCCUGAACUGAUUUACCCCACAGGCUUGCACGUUGCUACCUCCGGCAUAGUGCACGUUUGUGGUAUGGGCUCUCACAACAUUCUACAAAUAUCAGACGGCGGUAUGGUAAGAUAUGUUGUCGACCAUGAAAAUGGCGUGAAAAGCCCAAGUUGUGUGUUGUACAGUAAACAAAAAGCUUGUAUAAUUGUAGGACAAUUUCAAAAUGAAAUUAUUGUUUUCAAAGUAACUUGAGUGACUCUUAAUUGUGCACGCUUUACUAUGAUUUUGUUAUUGUGUAUCUCGCAAUUAACGCUGCUCUGCAUUUAUAUUAUUACUAUAAAAGUCUUCACAUU
Dreissena polymorpha is the source of this 2133-nucleotide messenger RNA. RefSeq lists its product as uncharacterized. Lineage: Eukaryota; Metazoa; Mollusca; Bivalvia; Myida; Dreissenidae. The record is from RefSeq and is a predicted model, not a curated record. Bases 593 to 2032 code for a protein of 479 amino acids. The transcript has 2 exons.